AUGGCUCCGAAGUAAUAAGCGUAGUGUUUGUAUUGUUUGGUGGUCGCGGUCUUUAAUUCCCUUGUUUUAUUUUAAAGAAUUCGUUUUAAACAGGACGGACAUUUUCGAAAACAUUUAGAAAUCGUGAAUUUAAUAAGUGCAAUAACUGUUUUAGUCAUAAAAGUGAAUUUUGUGAUUCUUGUGUCAAUGUACUUUGUGAAAGUUAGAUGACAAAAAGGUAGUGUUUGUCAGCCACUUACUAUCGUAAAACCCACAUCCGUGGAAAGGUUAUAAAAAUCAGAUAUAAUCGGCUCGGAAAGUGAAGAUAACCUCAGGAAUACAAUAGAUAUGACUGCAUUAACACAGAACCCCAACGACAAACCUAGAACAUGUUUGGUUCAAUAAAAGAUGACAAACAUCUGCACUCUCAUGGUGGAGAUCAAUCUCAUAAGGAAGUUGUAUGCAUUUUUUCUAUUAUUUCUAUACCUCAACAACUCGAGCGCGUAUCUUCUCUUGGUUGACGAAGGCUUACAAUCCGGAGAUGUCAUAUUCAACGCGUCCGUCUAUCGUUUGGGAUCGGACAGACUGUACGAAAUCAACUAUAAAAGAUCGGCCCCCUUUGUACAAUCACUUCUUCGAAUUGAUUCGAAAAAUGGUCAAGUAUCGCUUGUGGAACCUCUUCGAUGCAACGGACUGUAUUAUCCCACAUUAUUCACAGUCCACAUAGAUUCAACAUCAAAUAGAAUAAGAGAUAUAGAUUAUUAUAGUUUACCUCUAAGGAUAUUUAUCACUGGCAAAGACUGUACUGACGAUGCUCAAGAAGAUUUCGAUUAUUUAAACGAACUUAGUAAUAGGGAAAGGCGAAGUAGUCGGUCAGACUUUUGGAACCCUUUUGCGCAUGUCCAUCCUUCGAUCAAAGAAAAAGUCAACGAAGCUAAACAAUGGGUGUCGGAAACUUACGCAUCGUUUGCCAUUCCUACUGCCGGCAGGUGGCAGAAAAUAUGCCUGAGACAAUCUCAAUUUAUUAACUCCAUAACCAACUUUCUUCCGCUCACUGUCUUAGAACAUUGUACAGUAGAUUUUCAUUAUGUUAGCGAUGAGAGAUUUAAGAUAGAGCGUAGUCAGGGAGAUUUGGUGGCAAGUAAAGAUGUGUGUAUCGUCGAACCCAUGUGGAAAGUUUCUAUUUUAUUUUCCACCAUAUGUAAAGAUGUUAACUUAUUAAAUUCCGAACACAGAUUGAAGAUUGUUUAUCAUCAUCAACAAUUCAACGAUACCGAUAUAGCUAAAAGAGUGAGACGUGAAUUAAGAAAUCAGUCUCCAUUUUUCGAACAACAUUUAUAUGUGGCAAGUGUAUUAGAAGAAUGCGAACCGCCUGUGGUGGUGACUAGUGUAAAGGCAAGAGACCCCGAGAAUAGUCCUAUAAGCUAUUCAAUGACUAGUUUAUUGGACUCCCGUACCCAAGCUAUGUUUGACAUUGACCAAAAAACGGGAGUUGUUAGCACAAAAGUUCAGCUAGAUCGAGAACUUGUAGAUGUUCACUAUUUCCGAGUAACAGCUUUGGAUGAUAGUUUUCCACCUAGAUCUGGAACUACCAUGCUUCAAAUCAACGUAUUAGAUGCUAACGAUCAUUCUCCGGUAUUUGAAAUGACGGAAUAUGAUGCUAGCGUGCGAGAAAGCGUCAGUGUGGGUACCACUGUAAUAACCCUAAAAGCCACCGAUCAAGAUAUAGGCAAAAAUGCGGAAGUUGAGUAUUUUAUCAAAAAUAUUAAUGGAGGUGGUACCUCAAGCGAAGAGGAAGACAAUCAGGCGUUCAAAAUUGAUCCAAAAACCGGGGUGAUAACAACAAGAAGUUUACUAGACCGGGAAACCACAGAGGUAUAUACCAUACUUGUUGAAGCAUCAGACUUGGCCAGUCCACAAACAUCGAGAAGAUCUUCCACUGCGACAGUAGUUGUAAACAUUCUUGACGACAACGAUAAUUACCCUCAAUUCUCCGAAAGGACAUAUUCGGUGACACUUAACGAAGACAUAAGUUGGGGCGACAAUCCGGUUAUUGCGAAUAUUAAAGCCGUAGAUGCUGAUCAGGGAGUGAAUGCCGUAAUUCGUUAUGCCAUUAUCAGCGGUAACACUCAGUCUCAAUUUGCCAUAGAUAGUUUAACAGGAGACGUUUCGCUAGUGAAGCCCUUAGAUUACGAAACACUAAGAAAUUACCGGUUAGUUAUUAGAGCACAGGACGGCGGUAGCCCGGCAAGAUCUAAUACAACACAACUAUUAGUAAAUGUAAAGGAUGUUAAUGAUAAUGCACCCAGAUUUUAUACAUCUUUGUUUCAAGAAAGUGUUCAAGAAAACGUUCCUCUUGGAUACAGUAUUUUAAAAGUCCAAGCUUACGAUGCUGAUGAAGGUCUUAAUGCAGAAAUCAAAUACGCAAUAUCUCCUAGAGAUUCCACAGGAGGUAGCACAGAAGAUCUACCUUUAUCAGUUGAUUCGCACUCUGGUUGGAUUUAUACGACAAGAGAACUAGACAGAGAGGAACAAUCAAAGUUUAUGUUUCAAAUUAUUGCUUCUGAUCAAGGCGUACCUCCACUUUCGGCCAGCGCCAGUGUAAUUAUAACAGUACAAGACAUUAAUGAUAAUGAUCCAGUGUUUGAACCUAAAAUAUAUGAAUCCGUAGUUGCUGAAGAUGAUCCACCAGGUACUCCUGUAGCAACAGUAACCGCAUCGGAUGCCGACGAAGACAGUAAAUUACACUAUGAAAUUAGCAAUGGAAAUACUCGAGGACGGUUUGCCAUUACUUCUCAAAGUGGCAGAGGAGUCAUUACAGUAGCUCAACCCUUAGAUUAUAAACAAGAAAAAAGAUACGUACUAACCGUUACUGCUUCCGAUUCUGGAGGAAGAACUGAUACUGCAACAGUUUAUGUCAAUAUAACCGAUGCUAAUAACUUUGCUCCCGUUUUUGAAAACGCUCCAUACUCAGCUAGUGUUUAUGAAGAUGCAGUAAUUGGAACUACCGUUUUAGUUGUGAGUGCGACAGAUAAUGAUGUAGGACUUAAUGCACAAAUUACUUAUUCUUUGGGAGAAGACAUAGGCGUUGAUUCGCCUUUUAACAUCAACCCACAAACUGGAGCGAUUAUCACGACAAAACCAUUAGAUAGAGAAACAGUUUCGGGUUAUCUGUUGACCGUCACUGCCAGAGAUGGUGGUAAUCCUCCGAUGUCGGACACAACUGACGUUGAAAUUUCGGUUAUAGACGUUAAUGAUAAUUAUCCUCAAUUUAAACAAGCUGCGUAUUCUGGUAGCGUGCCCGAGGAUGCCUUGGUAGGAACAUCUGUUGUCCAAGUUGCUGCUACAGAUGCAGACAUAGGUUUGAAUGGUAGAAUUCGAUAUACUCUAAGCGAGAAAGACCAAGAGGACGGUUCAUUUGUAAUUGACCCAGCCAGUGGAGUAAUUCGUACAAACAAAGGUCUCGAUAGAGAAUCUGUAGCGUAUUACGAGUUAGAAGCUUACGCUAUUGAUCGGGGUUCACCAACGUUAAGUAGCUCGGUUCCAGUAACAAUUAGAAUAGAAGAUAUAAACGAUUCUCCUCCGGCGUUUGAAUCUGAUAAGAUCGUAUUAUACAUUCCUGAAAAUAGUCCGAUCGGAUCUACAGUUGGAGAAAUAUAUGCUAAAGAUCCUGAUGAAGGUGUAAAUGCUAUUGUUCAAUAUUCUAUUAUAGGAGGUGAAGAUUCCCAGAGUUUUUCUUUAAUAACUCGACCAGGGUCAGAUAAAGCAGAACUUCUAACUAUGACCGAAUUAGAUUAUGAAUCCCCGAAGAAGAAAUACGAUAUUGUUGUUCGUGCAGCAAGUCCACCAUUAAGAAGCGAUGCUCAUGUAGAAAUUGUAGUGACAGAUGUGAAUGAUAAUGCACCAGCACUCAAAGAUUUUCAGGUCAUUUUCAAUAACUUCAAAGAUUGUUUUCCCACAGGUCCUAUUGGCAAAAUACCUGCAUUUGAUGCUGAUGUAUCAGAUAAACUUCAUUUCAAGAUUCUUUCCGGAAAUAACGCAAACUUAAUCGCUCUUAAUGAAUCUACUGGUCAGCUUGUAUUAUCGCCACAGCUCAAUACCAAUGUGCCAAAACUAGCAUCUAUGGAAGUAUCAGUAACCGAUGGAGUAAAUGAAGUGAAAGCGUUAAUGCAGUUAAAUGUACGAUUAAUCACAAAGGAAAUACUUUUCAAUUCUAUUACAGUCAGACUAAAUCAGAUGACAAAGGAAGCUUUCUUGUCACCGCUCUUAGGGUUCUUUGUCGACGCCUUGGCCGCAAUAAUUCCUUGCCCUAAAGAAAAUAUAUUUUUAUUUAGUAUUCAGGAUGAUACCGAUGUCAGUUUGAAAAUUCUAAAUGUUAGUUUUUCUGUACGAAGACCUGACACUCCAAAGGAGGAAUUUUACGUCCCUCAGUUCCUCCAAGAACGGGUCUAUUUGAAUAGAGCAGUUUUAGCAAGACUUUCAACGGUCCAGAUUCUUCCUUUUGAUGAUAACUUAUGCGUUCGAGAGCCUUGUUUAAAUUAUGAAGAGUGUUUGACUGUUUUAAAAUUUGGGAACGCCUCUGGAUUUAUUCAUAGCGAUACAGUUUUAUUUAGGCCUAUUUACCCCGUAACAACAUUUACUUGCAAAUGUCCAGUGGGUUUUACUGGGUUUCGCGAACAUUAUUUAUGUGAUACUGAAGUUAACUUAUGUUAUUCUUCGCCGUGCCAAAACAACGGUACUUGCAAAAUUAAAGAAGGCGGAUAUACUUGCGUUUGCCAAGAAGGUUUUACAGGAGAUAAUUGUGAUGUUAAAUUAUCAGAGGAAGAAUGCUUCAAAAAUAAUUGUAAAGUUGAUUUCAAUUGCAAUCCCAAACAAGACAAACAUGGUAACUUUGUUUGUGAAGACUGUGGCUUUCUUUCUGAAGAGGAGCAUUACACGCCAACUUGUCACUUAAAAAGCAGAAGUUUUACUAAAACAGCAUUUCUAACGUUUCCAAGUCUUAAACAAAGACACCGUUUACAUAUCAAGAUGAAAUUUGCCACACAAACACAAAAUGGAUUACUUCUUUACAACGGCAGGUAUAACGAACAGCAUGACUUUAUAGCAUUGGAAAUAGUCAAAGGAAACCUGCAGUUUUCAUUUUCAUUGGGCAGUUCCAAAACGAAAGUUAUCGCGACAAUUCCUGGAGGCGUAUCAGAUGGUAAAUGGCAUUCUGUGGUCGUAAAUUACUACAACAAAACAGCCACUCUUUCUAUCGACGAUUGUGAUACGGCUUUGUCUUUAAAACAUGGCAGAGAAUUAGGAGGAAAAUGGGCAUGUGCUAGUUUUGUUGAGCACACACUGGAGGCUCGAUGUGCUUCAAUAACAGAGACCUGUCAUCGAUUUCUGGACCUUACUGGUCCUCUACAACUCGGAGGUUUGCCUUCAUUUUCCUCCAAAUUUCAAAUUCAAAAUACUCAUUUUGAUGGUUGUAUUUCCGAUUUCGAAAUUGAUUAUAAAUUAGUCGAUUUGAAUGCAUUUGUCACUGAUAAUGGCACGACCGUAGGAUGUCCGGAAAAGAGACCGUUUUGUAACUCGAAUCCUUGCCAAAAUGGUGGAAUUUGUUCUGAAGGUUGGGCAGUAUUCAAAUGUAAAUGUAGAGAAGGGUUUGGUGGUAGAGAUUGUGGCGAGAAAAUAGGCUUACCUUGGCAUUUUUCUGGAGACGGAACUCUCUCUUUUAAUCCUCUUUUAAGACCUAUACAAUUACCAUGGCUAAACGCACUUUCUAUAAGAACUUUACAAGAGGACACUUUUAUUAUGUCUAUUCAAGUGGGACAAAAUAGUUCAGCUGUAAUUUCCCUUCAUAAGGGAUUCAUUACGUAUUUGUAUAACGGAGAAGCUUUAAAUCUCAAUUCUAUGUUCCUCUCUGAUGGCGAAUGGCAUCAUAUCGAAAUAUCAUGGAUCGGAACAGAAAUUAAGUUCUCAAUCGACUAUGGAGAAUUUGAAAAAUUUAUUCCCUUUUCGGAAAAAGUGCAAGGAUUGUUUGUAGGCAAGAUCUUAAUUGGAGGGCCUGAUAAUUCCUACAGCAGUUUAAACGCUGGAUACAAUUACCUUGAAGGUUGCGUACAAGAUGUUCGAAUAGGAAAUCAGCAAACUGCUUUGGUAAGACCUACGGUUAAAGAAAACGUUGAAGAAGGUUGUUACCCUGUAACAGAAUGCCAAGCACAAUGCCCUGAUUCAUCACAGUGUACUAUUAGUUGGGGCAAAUCCCAAUGCGAAUGUAACAGUGGCCAUGUUGGUCCAUUGUGUGUUCCAGUUUGCUCAGUAAAUCCAUGUGAAAAUACAGGCUCCUGUAAAGAAAAUCUUUUAGAUAUCCGAGGAUAUGAAUGUAUGUGUAACUCAACUGAUUAUUCGGGAGAUUACUGUGAAAAUAAACAAGCACAACCAUGCCCAGCCAGUUGGUGGGGUUAUCCAGUAUGCGGACCAUGUCAUUGCAAUGUUGAAGCCGGAUAUAAUCCCGAUUGCGAUAAAAAUACUGGGAAAUGUCAUUGUAAAGAAAACCAUUACCAACCUAAACAUUCUACGGAGUGUCUGCCUUGCGAUUGUUAUUCUAUUGGAUCCUACAGUGGUCAGUGCGAUCACGAAACCGGUAAAUGUCGAUGUAAGGAAGGUGUUAUUGGCCAAAAAUGCGAUUCUUGUCCAAAUUCCUAUGCAGAAAUUACAUUGAAAGGUUGUGAAGUUAUAUAUGAUGGUUGUCCAAGAUCUGCGGCGAAUAACAUUUGGUGGCCCAGAACACUAUUUGGCCAAGAAGCAGUGGAAGCAUGUCCAAAGGAUGCUCAUGGAAGGGCGUCCAGAAAGUGUGACAACGAUCUUGGUGGAUGGCAGGAACCUGAUAUGUUCAACUGUACUUCUGAAAAAUUUGUCGAAUUGAGAGAACAGUUGUCUAAAAUAGUAUCUGGUGAACUUACUCUAAAUACAUUCGUCGCUAUCAAGCUAGCUCACGAUUUGAAUAAGGCCACCAACGAAACAAAACAUUUAUAUGGAGCUGACGUCCUUGUAACAUAUGACUUGGUAAAAGAGUUGUUAAAAUACGAAUCUAGAGUUCAUGGCUUAAAUUUGACACAUAGUCAAGAUAAGGAUUACAUUACUAAUAUUGUUAACUCUUUAAAUGUAGUACUAGUUGAAAAAUAUAACAAUUAUUGGAAGAGAAUAAAAGAACUAACAGGAGAUAAUGUAGAAAAUAUAAUCAGCUCAAUGGAAAAAUAUAUUGGAAUUUUAUUGGAGAGCCAGCACGAUACUUAUACCAGUCCAUUCGAAAUUGUUACCCCAAAUAUGGUACUAGGCUUAGAUAUUGUAACUCCGGAGUCACUCUAUGGUUAUGAACCAGAAUUAACUAUUCCAGUCUCUCCUGGAAUGCAGUCUUAUACAACUGAAAGCGUAGUUCUGCCCGAUACAUCUCAAUUUCUACAAGAAAGCAAAGUUCAAAUUCAAGGACCUCUAGUAGGUUUUCCAAAGUACAACAACUACCUCUUAGAUAAAACCAAAUUCGACCAAAACACCAAGGUGUUCAUACCAAUGACUUUGCUUGGAAUCAAACCGUUAGAACAAGGGGAAAUAAUUACCAAACACAGUCUACCAGGAGAUGGUGCGAUUGUUAGUUAUAUUCAAUACAAGCAAGCUGGGAGUCUUUUACCUAAACUAUAUGACGAAUCAGUGGUUAGACGAUGGGGUGUUGAUAUUACAAUUGGUUCACCAUUGAUAUCGAUUGGUGUGUUAGUACCCGAGUAUAUUGACGCGAUAGAGUCGUCCACACAAAAUGACGUGAAUUUUGAUAACAUAAAGUUCUCGGAUAUUACUCUGCCCGAUGAAAAAUGGACCAAAAAGGUAUUUCCGGACCCGGAAGUCAAAAUACACGAAAAUGAUGCUCAUUAUUUGCGUGCGAGGAUACGUCGGGAUAGAGAUGUGAGAAGAAAACUUUUGUAUAGGAAUUUAUCAGGAGUUCCAUUGAAGGUGCCAGUGAGACUGCAGAUUUGGUUAAGUUCCAACAAUACAAUUUUUAAUGAAAGAUCUAAUCCACAAUGCGUUCAUUGGUCAACAACCCGAGGCUUUGGAGAAUGGUCAAGAGUUGGUUGCCGCACGGAAUUGGAUGAAAAUUGGUUUGAUACUAUAAACGAAAAUUCUAUAGUAAUAAAUUGUAGUUGCAAUCAUUUAACAACUUUUGCCGUCUUAGUAGACGUUGUCGAUUUAGAGUACAUUCCGGAGCCGUCAUUACUGGAAGACAUUUCAAGUUAUAGCUGUUUUUCAAUAUCCUUGCCCCUCUUACUGGGAACUUAUUUAAUACUGGCUCUGAUCAGGGGCUUGCAGACGAACUCGAACACUAUAAGAAAAAACUUAGUUCUUUGCGUUUUUCUCGCCGAAUUGUUGUAUUUUGUCGUUUUGAAAGCAAGAAAAGCUAUGGUAUCAAUCGAGUUUUCAUGCAAAUUAGUUGCUAUCGGUUUACAUUAUUUAUGGCUUGCCUCGUUCUCGUGGAUGUUGGUAGAUGCAGUGCAUUUGUAUAGGAUGCUGACAGAAAUGAGAGACAUUAACCAUGGACCAAUGAAGUUUUAUUACAGUAUUGGUUAUGUGGGACCUGCAAUAGUCGUGGCUCUGUCCGUAGGCGUCAGAGCACAUCAGUAUGGAAAUUAUUACUUCUGUUGGGUAUCUCUCUAUGAAAGUGUUAUAUGGAGUUUAGUUGGUCCAAUCUGCCUACUCACUUUUAUCAACUUGGUUAUCUUAGUGUUAUCGAUUCGAGCAGCUUUUACGCUACAAGACCACGUUCUCGGUUUUGGAAAUCUGAGAACCCUGCUAUGGGUUUCAGUUAUAGCGUUGCCUUUGCUAGGUGCAACCUGGGUGUUGGCAUUGUUAGGAGCAUCUGAACGUCAUCCAUUACUUAUGCCUGCUCUAUCCUUUGCUGUCCUGAUACACGCAGCUUUUUCGUUGGCGGGAUAUUGUUUCGCCAAUAAUAGAGUGCGUCAGAAUCUUUUAAGAACGUUUAUGCGCUGUAUGGGCAAGAAAGUGCCGUUAUUAGAUACUCAGUCUGUUGUUGGAGUGCCAAGUACCAGUAGCCAAAAUAUAACAACUCAUUCUCGUUCUGCUUUGGCGUACCACUCAAGUUUGGACCCAAACAGACGAAACAUAGGAAUAUCUACUUCUAGUACUACAUCCAGAUCAACGACAAAAACAGGUUCUAGUCCAUAUCGAAGUGACACUCACCUACGCCAUACUUCAACGUCGACAUCAAACUACAAUUCGAAUAGCGAUGUGCCUUCUUAUCUCAGAGGGUUUGAACAGGAAGAAAGAAGACCACGCCGAAGAGACAUCAGCGGUGAUGGAGAAUACAGAGAAGGUAGAGAACGAGGAGAAAGUGAUUCUGAUAGUGAUGGAUCUGAAGGUAGGAGCCUGGAUCUGGCUUCAAGUCAUUCCAGCGAUGACGAUGAAUCAAGUGCGCGAAGACAUCACGGAAGAAGUCACGUUUCAAGGCAAGGAUAUUUACCGAAUAUUACGGAACAUGUAGUCUCACGUUGUGGCACACCGCCAUCUCUGAACGUUGUAACUAACUCACAGUUGUUUCCGGCCGUACAACCGAGUUACGGAUCUAGAUGGUCCAGUCAACUUCCCGAGGCAUAUCUUCCUAACACAAAUGUAACAGAAGUCGGCCGCUGGUCGGCCGAAACAGGAUCAGACAACGAAUUUCUACACAAAAAUUCCCCGAACCCAUUGCCCAAUCCAGACGUUACUCCGGAAACCUGUUUAAGAACGAUAGAAUCUGAACAGUACAUUGUGCAAUCCCACUACAAUAACCAGUACAACACCAACGUCCCUUUCAAAGGAGAUUAUGUGCCUAAGAUGAUACCUCAUGAGAAUGUAAACUAUCAGGAAUACGACAGGUGUUCAGAUUUAGAUGAAAAACAUCACAUGAAUGAUAAAUACUUGUUUCCAUAUACAGAUAAUAUAAUGGAAGCCGAAGAAGACCACAUGCAAGUUCAUACCAAUUACAUGCCACAUAAUAUCUCGUCAUCUCAACCGGGCAGCCGGAUAAUGUCGCCAGUCACCAACGAUAUCAACAAUCUGGACUACCAUGGAUCGACUGUAGGAUCCAGAAUGGGGUCUAGAAUAGGUUCAGUCUUAGGGUCUGUUCAUGGAUCAGUUUGUGGAAGCAUGCGAGGUUCACCGUCGCCACUUAUGGCACCUGUUUCAAUGAUUCAUUCUGGAAUGCCUCCUGAACCGUCUUCAUGGUGUUGGGAAUAUACUGUUAACAAAUAACAAUAUUUGGUAAAGGAUAAAAGAAAAGGAUGAAGAGACAUCAGUUUAAAAUAGUUGUAUUUUUCUACCCAAUCUGCUAUUAAAAUUAGCUUUGCAAAGGAGAGAGAAACGUCUAGAUUGAACAAAUUAUCAUUGUAUUUUAAAAUAUUUCAAAAUCAUUUUGUACAUUGAAAGAAAUAUGAGUUUUUAUUAGUAGCGAAUGUCAUUGUCAUUAAAAGAAAUCUAAUUUUAAUAGCAAACCUGUUCAUGUACAAUGUAGCUUCAAUCAUAAUAUAUGCAAAAAAGGCUUAAAAACAUUAGUUUUAAGUAAUUUUAAAAACACUCAACAAAUAAGGUAAUAUUUCUUAUAGAUAAUAGAUAUCUUGUAAAUAGGUUAGUGAAAUACUUGAAUACUCGAAAACAACCACUUAUUUUUGACAGGAUUUUAUCUAACGUUUGAGAAUAAUAUUUUUGCUAAGACUAUGUACUUUCCAAAUUUCAAAGAUUACACUAUUUCAGGUAGUUAUUGUAAAAGACACCCUUUGCACAACAUAACAUAGUGAAUAUUGAUACUAAUCAGUAUUCAGAAGUAAUAAAAUAGUGAUCUCUCAAUAAAAUUACCUCUUGUAAUUGUUAGACCCAUAAAUAAAUUAAAUUACAAAAUACUUCAUUCAAAUUUCAGAAAUUCAUAUUUGAUAUUCUCAAAAUAUUUACCGACUUGUACAUAAGUGUCAUUGGAAUAUGCCAUUAUACCUAUAUGAUAUUAGAUAAGGAAAUAAGUACACUGUGUUUAGGAUCUAAGAUUAAUAUACAGGGUUGUUCACCACAUACGACACGGAGUAUUGUAGCUAAACGAUUAG
Sitophilus oryzae (rice weevil) is the source of this 11099-nucleotide messenger RNA. RefSeq names its product protocadherin-like wing polarity protein stan (gene stan). Gene Ontology annotation, cellular component: plasma membrane. The transcript has 21 exons. The record is from RefSeq and is a predicted model, not a curated record. Lineage: Eukaryota; Metazoa; Arthropoda; Insecta; Coleoptera; Curculionidae. Gene Ontology annotation, biological process: homophilic cell-cell adhesion; cell surface receptor signaling pathway; G protein-coupled receptor signaling pathway. Gene Ontology annotation, molecular function: G protein-coupled receptor activity; calcium ion binding. The coding region runs from base 388 to 10260 and encodes 3290 amino acids.